AUGAUGCGCCGUCUCGCUCUCCAGUCUUCGAUUCGUCGUGCGACACCCUUCGCGACACCACUGGUGGCCUCGACGAAGGCUCUCAACCCUAUGUGCAGCGCCAUUACCAUCCGUGAGGCGUCCACCGUGGCCAUCUCUGUGCAGGGAUUACAUUACGUUGGUACAGGCCUGGCAGCCAUUGCCCUUGCCGGAGUCGGUUUGGGUAUUGGAACCAUCUUUGGUAACCUGUUGGUGGCAUGUGCUCGGCAGCCCAACUUAACGAAGAUGCUUUUCAACUAUGCCAUUCUUGGAUUCGCGCUUACGGAAGCUAUCGGCCUAUUCGCCCUCAUGCUUGCGUUUCUGAUGCUCUUCUCGUAG
This is a messenger RNA of Trypanosoma brucei brucei TREU927, 357 nucleotides long. RefSeq names its product ATPase subunit 9, putative. Gene Ontology annotation, molecular function: proton transmembrane transporter activity. NCBI's taxonomy places the organism in Eukaryota, Euglenozoa, Kinetoplastea, Trypanosomatida, Trypanosomatidae. The transcript has a single exon. Gene Ontology annotation, biological process: proton transmembrane transport; proton motive force-driven ATP synthesis. Bases 1 to 357 code for a protein of 118 amino acids. The record is from RefSeq and is a predicted model, not a curated record.